Messenger RNA from Bipolaris maydis ATCC 48331, 1815 nucleotides. The record is from RefSeq and is a predicted model, not a curated record. Lineage: Eukaryota; Fungi; Ascomycota; Dothideomycetes; Pleosporales; Pleosporaceae.
AUGGCUGCCAUACAGAAUUUUAAGAACUUCCUGCGCCAUGGCAAACAGGCCCGCCACAACGCGGAGCCCACGACAAAUGUAUCCAAUGUCCAUGCCCAGUCGCAACAGCAACGCUACAACCAGGCUCCCGAGCCCGCACAUCAUGGCAUCUCGGAGCCCGUAAUGGACCACAAGCCUCUCCAGAACAAUCCUGCUCCCCAUGGCGACUACUCGCAGGCGGCCGCAAAGGGCGCCGGCGUUGACCCGUCUGUACUCGAGCGCAUUGUUGCAGAGGAGCGCGAGGCAAAGGGCAAGCUGCCCAGAUACCCAGGCCUCGAGCGCUGGACUCUGCUCGAGAAGAUGGGUGACGGUGCCUUCAGUAACGUCUACCGCGCACGAGACAACACUGGCCAAUGGGACGAAGUCGCCAUCAAGGUCGUUCGUAAGUUCGAGAUGAACUCACAGCAGAGAGCAAACAUCUUGAAGGAAGUACAAAUCAUGCGCCAGCUCGACCACCCCAACAUUGUCAAGCUCAUUGACUUUUCCGAAUCACGGCAAUACUACUACAUUGUCCUCGAGUUGUGCCCCGGCGGUGAACUGUUCCACCAAAUCGUUCGCCUUACCUACUUUUCAGAGGACCUUUCUCGCCACACCAUUAUCCAGGUCGCCAAGGCUCUGCAAUAUCUGCACGAGGAGGCAGGUGUUGUACAUCGAGACAUUAAACCUGAAAACCUUCUUUUCUACCCAAUUCCAUUUGUCCCCACCAAAAACCCCAAGCCAAGAGGGCCUGAUGAUGAGGACAAGGCUGACGAGGGCGAGUUCGUCAAGGGUAAGGGUGCUGGUGGCAUCGGUCUGAUCAAGGUUGCCGACUUUGGCCUCAGCAAGGUCAUUUGGGACACCCAGACAAUGACACCUUGCGGCACUGUCGGUUACACCGCCCCUGAAAUCGUCAAGGACGAGCGCUACUCCAAGAGUGUUGAUAUGUGGGCACUGGGUUGUGUGCUCUACACUCUUCUUUGCGGUUUCCCACCCUUCUACGACGAGUCCAUCCAGACUCUUACCGAGAAGGUCGCACGUGGCCAGUACACUUUCCUUUCUCCAUGGUGGGACGACAUCUCCAAGUCUGCACAAGACCUGGUGUCGCAUCUACUCACAGUAGACCCCGAGAAGCGUUAUGACAUCAACCAGUUCCUAAACCACCCAUGGAUACGCGAGGCAGACGAGCCUACUUACUCUGCUUACGAUGCACCGCCUCUUGCAACACCUGCUGCCAAGAAGGAGCGUCUUCAGCCAGACUUUACCCACCUCGAGUCACCAGGCGCCCGUCGCAUGGACUUCCGUUCGCCUGGUGCUGUCAAUCUUCGAGAAGUUUUUGAUGUCAGUUAUGCUGUACAUCGUCAAGAAGAGGAGGGAAAGAGGAAGAAGCAGUUCAAGCAGGGAUACCGUGGGGCAAAUGCCAUCAACUCUUUGAACGCACUUGACGAGAACGAAGACGAUGAUGAAUACACUGCCGAGUCCGUACCAUACGAUGCCUCGUCGCAACAUCCACCAGCGAAGCUUCCCAAGUCACAAGGUGCUGACGUGUCUGGAAUGGAGCAGAAGAUGCGCAAUACCACACUAUCUGCCGCAGCGCAAGCACGUCAACAACAAGCCGCACCACAACAACGGGGCUAUGGCCAACAUUCUGCCGCUGUCGCAGCUGCGGCCAAGCGCCAGGUCAAGAACAAGGGUGCCUUUGAACUCAACAUGGACACAUCGAGUAUUCUGGGCCGCCGAGCCAAGAGGGGGCCUGCGCCUAGCGGUCUAAGAAACAACAUCUCUGUUGGUGGAACAUGA